This is a messenger RNA of Rotaria sordida, 453 nucleotides long. Lineage: Eukaryota; Metazoa; Rotifera; Eurotatoria; Philodinida; Philodinidae. The record is from the annotation of a GenBank genome assembly.
AUGGCACGUAUUCGUCUGAAACCAAUAAUUCGUUGCAUUCAGUAUCUGGAGAAAACCUAUUUCUUACCCAUUGUCGGUUUGCUUGCUCUUAUCUGCGAUCUUGUUCUUUUUGGAUUGGCCAGAUGGUCCUGGUUACUCUAUAUCGCUGCAUCUAUUGGAAGUUUAUUUUUUAUUACAAUGCCAGUACUAAGAUCUAAAUUGAGUAGACUAGUAGAACCUAACGAAUAUGCUAUUGUUUUCAUCGCUGCAGCCUUCAUUGAAGCUGGUGGUGACAAAGCGAUCGAUGCCGCAUCGAAUUCCAUCUACAAUGCAUCGCUUCGCUUCUGGCCUGGACUGGUCUUUUUUGUGCUCGCACUUCUAGGCAUUUUUCCUUUGCUUAUUAUGAGUUAUUUGGCGUAUACUGAAAAAAAAACAAUAACAAUCAUGGCAACAGAUAGUGGUGUGAAAGUUUGA